AUGACGGAAUCUUGGAAUUGCUUGUCCAAAAAGAAGUUGCACGAAGUUUGGGAAUCUGGAAAGCUUAGGGAGAUACGGCUAGCGCAAAAAAGUGUCAGAUAUUUGAAGUCGAAGGAUGCUGAUGUUGUAGAAGAUCAAUAUGAAGGUAAGGGACAUUAUUUAAUUGUAAUUUCUGUUUAGGAGGGCAUCAGUUAUGGCAAGGCACACUGCUUCAAUUAUCUUUUCUAGCUCAGCAAGCGGAGUUUAAGAUCACAAAUGUUAUGGACGUAAGUUUUAUAUUCUUUACGUCUAAUUUUUUAGGUUGGCUGUGGGAACGGAUUACUUGGUAUUUUCUUGGCCAAGUAUAAUGAUGUUCAACAUGUUGUGUUUCAAGACUUGGUAAGGAUAUAUACGCUUAGAGACGUUGCUUUAAGAACGAAGAUGUUCUUUCCGAUACCACACAACCAAAUCUCGACGUAAACGGAAUUCAUAAAUCUAAAUAUUCCUUCGUGGCUGGACCGUGGCCUGAUUGUUUCCAAGACUUAGAAGAGACUAGGUAGGGUCCAAUUACUGCAUAUAUUAUUUCAAUGAAAACAUUGCAGUUUCGAUUUAAUUGUCAGUUCCGAUACCGUUUAUCGCAUCAAGAACUUCGAAAAUCUUCAUUUGGUCUUUCAGCGAUACCUCAAGAAGACAAAAGACGCCUCAAUGUAAGUUAAUUACGUGAGAAAAGUACCUCUUUGUCAGAUAUUUAAGUGGAAAGGAUCUCUAUUUUGGAAAUGAUGGAGGGAUCCUGCCGUUUCUUGAGUUUGUAACCGAAAAGAAUCUAUUUGAUGUUACUGUAGUUAUGACAGAUGAGGGAAGUGUAAACCAUUCUUUACUUCAUUUGAAAUGGAAGUUACCUAUUGUUGACUGUUGAUUGUUUUGAUGAAUAAAUGUCGUCUUACGAAAAGUUGCGGAAUAAGAUCUCAGCAAGAAAAUAAUAUUGAACUCCUAUUCUUCUUAAUAAUGCAUUCACGUUUGUUACAAAUUCAUUUAAUUUGUUGUCUCGUUAUUCUUUAGCCUUGGGGGACGUCAGAAAUCACGAGAAUGAGAGACGCCUUCGUUGUAAUAUCAGAAUCAUAAAGUAAUUAUUUGUCGAUUCGAUCGAGUGGGGAGGUCGGUCUCAAGUUUCCCUCGGUAAGAUCAUUGACUAGAUUAUCUGUCUUCUUUUUUGAUAUCGCCGUAUCCUCCCUCUUUUAGUCAUUUUUGGUCAUGUCGAAGGUACGUAUCGACAACCCGCAUUUACUGUGUAUGGAAGAUGAUACUUUGUAUCACUUCGGACUCAAGAAAAGCACCACUGAUUUUACCCAGUUUGGCGAUGUGAAAGUAAGUUGAGUAUGUCUGUGACAAUUAUUUUUAGUUUGUUUGUUGCGGCGGCAGCUACACUCGGUUACAAAUGUACGCCGCUUUGUUUGCCAAGAAGGCUGGCCUCCCUUGCUCUGAAAAUAUUUCGAAGUCAGAUCGUUUCUGUCUAUACAAAACGGGUUAUGUCAUGUGGGUGAAUGUAAGCUACUGUGAUAUAAUAUUAAUUCCUAUUCAGCAUGGAAUGGGUGUCCCUUCGUUGAGCAUUAUGUUGAACGAGAUCACCAAGUUACUCUAUUAUGCUGGAGCCACAGAUGUCAUCUUCAUCAGAUUAGGGACCAGUGGCGGAAUUGAUGUUGCCCCAGGCACUGUGGUCGUGGCUGACAACACCAUGGACUCUAAACUCAGAAAUGAUUACAUUCUGGACAUCGCCGGGAAGACGCUGUGCUUUGAUUGUUCCCUCGAUAAAGACCUGGCCAAAGAAUUCUAUAACGUUGCAAAGGAAAUGAACUAUGCGGCUGAUAUGGGUACCACAAUGUGUGCCAAUGAUUUCUAUGAAGGUGGGUGGUCGUUGAUUAAUAAACGAUGCAUCUAGGCCAGAUGAGAUUGGAUGGAGCCUUUUGUGACGCCGCUUUGAACGAGAAAGUCGAGUACCUGAAGAAGUUGGCAUCAAUGGGGGUGAAAAAUAUCGAGAUGGAAUCAACUUGCUUUGCUGCAAUGACAAAGCGGGCAGGAUGUAAAGGUGACAUCAUUAAUAAUCUUCCUCUUGGAAUAAAUGAUUAGUAAUGAAGUUCUGAACUUAUUAACUUCACCAUUUUCAGCCGUCAUCAUCUGUGUUACUCUGGUGAAUCGGAUGUUGGGGGAUCAAGUUACACUCGCGGAAAAUGAUUACAAAGAGUUCGAAAUGCGACCUUUCAAUGUUGUCAGCAAAUUCAUUUCGAAACGAUUGGGAUACAACGGCUAUUGA
Bursaphelenchus xylophilus (pine wood nematode) is the source of this 2287-nucleotide messenger RNA. The record is from the annotation of a GenBank genome assembly. Lineage: Eukaryota; Metazoa; Nematoda; Chromadorea; Rhabditida; Aphelenchoididae.